UGUCUUCGCCGCGAAAUAUCAACAGCUCAACUCUGAAGCGGUAGAAAUGUCGUUGAAAAUGUGUUUAAAUAAUAGUGUGUACAGGACUGAAGCGUGACAGCUGAGUAUAUAGAACGUUUGGUGUCAUGCAGCGCAGUAAAGUGGCUGUGAGUGUGGAAGUGAAGCAGGUGAUCGGAACGCUAUGCAGACUGUUGGCGGCCACCGGCCUGGAGUCUGUGCCCGCACCGGAGAACUUCAGACGGGCUAAAUUCGGCGGUGGACCCGAGGUGGAGGAUCAGUUUUGGCAGCUCCUUGCCAACAUCCUUAAGGUAUCUGGCAUUGUUUCCUGUGAGGCUAGUACACAGCUAGGAGGAGCCACAGAGUGCAGGAAGCUGGUGGCUGCCGGCCUCUGGCAGACUGGCUACCAUGCUGACUGGAUGUAUGGGAAGGAGGAAGGAGAAGGAGGGGAGGGAGGGAGAUUCUUAAGCAGAGACCUCCUUCUGGCACUGGGCUGGCUGCUCGCUACAGGACAACUGGAGAAACUGUUGUCUAAGAGAGUACAGAAACUGGACAAAAAACUCCUCUCACCUACACCUGUGAACCUUCAGCUUUCUAGUGAGCUCCAGUUAGACCCAGCAUGUCUGAGGAAACUUCAGUGGCUUGUUGGUUGUCAGAGACACCAGGGGCGGACCUUGCUGUCCAUGCAAGAAGAGCGAACUCGCCUACUCCACGCUGUUUUCUCUGCCAGCCUUCCCUCCUCUGUAUCUUCCCCCUCCUCUGGUCAAAGCUCCACAGUGCUAAGGAAGGACUGUGUUUGUAUGCGGCAGCUGUGUGACCUUCUAGAAGCUUAUCUGAGCUGGAAACAGGUGGAAAAAGUCUUCUGGACCUGGAUGGACAGUGUGAUGGAUUGCCAUCUGACAGAUCCUGGUGUCAAGAAGCCUACACAUGCACCCAAGGGGAGCGUAAGAGUGUGUCACCAUGGAAACCAGGGGCUCGAGAAAUUGGAGGAGAUGCUGUUAAGACUGCCUACAGGCCAGAAAGGACAAAGGAGAGGCAGACAGGAUGCUGAGGACAGAGGAGAAGACAGGUUGCAGGGUGGAUGGGACACCUCCUGCCUCCCUCCUCUUCCCUCCUCUCUCCCCUGCCUACCCUCCUGCCCCGAUGUCUACCGAGCCAGGCUCCAGACUGAGAGGCCAGUCAGACACAGCAGCCACCCAGCAGAAGGGCCCUGCGACGUGGCCGAGACUCCAGACGAGCUCCCAGCACCCCGGGCUGUGCAGCUGCUUCUUCAGACAGAGGCUCUGCUGCUGGAGAGGAGGGACCGACAGAGACUGGCCAAUAGGAUGCAGCUGCAGGAGAUGAUUGGCAGGCUGGACGAACUGGUGUUGAUACCGCCAUAGACUUUUUUUGACCCUUAAACUUCUGACAUAUAAAUUCAGAAUAAACAGAAUAUGGAUUUUCAUUUUAUAGUUUGCCAAAGAUUCACUUGACUUUCGGAUUAGAAACCAGGGGCCGUAUUCACAAAGCUUCAUAGUAUAAAGAGUUGCAUCUUAGACCUUAAAAGAGCUCCUAAGGUGAAAAACUGUUAGGAUGACUUUUAAGAUACCUAAGAAUUUCUUAAGCAGAGGAGAAAAUGGUAGAAACAGGUCAGAGGAAUAUUCUCCAAAUGCUGGAUGUCAGUGAGUAAAUGAAAUGCUACAGAAGAUCGUGCAGGGAUAAUAUUGGCGGUCGAUCACAUUAGGGAUACACACACACAUUUCCCACCUAACACUAUAAUUCCAGAAAUAAAAUAAUCACAAUAAUAAGAUAUUUGGAAAACUGGAAAAAUGCAACGGUGUAGCUAGGGUUGGGUACCAAAACUCGGUACUUUUUGUACUUGGUACCCAUUCACGUCGGUACUACCGAGUACUGAUUCACCUAAAAUGAAUCGGUGCCAAAUUUCGGUACCUGAGGUGGAGGCAGAGCCAGAGCGCAUGACUCGCACCUCAGACUCAGCAACAAUGGCGACAAAAAAAUAUGUAGACAAAAGUUAACGUGCAGCACUGUUCCUAAAUGUUCUCAAUAAAAUGUUGAAACUGAGAAGUUUAGACUUUAAAAAGUACUGAAAUAAGGUAUCGUUUGGUACCGGUACCGAAUUCCAAAUACUGGUACCGGUACCGUAUCGGUUCAGUUAUGAAUGGUACCCAACCCUAAGUGUAGCAGUGAUGCCUGUUUCAACCUUUCAGCAGCAGAGUGAUCACACUAACAAUGAAAACACUCAUGUCGUCACGCAGUUCAUUUCAUUUCCACUGGGUGUCCACACCUUGCAGGCUCACGUAAGGGCAUGUCUGUGGCAACAAAUCACAUCUGUUUGAAUGCAUCAUAUCUAGCAACUGGGACAACCACACCUACUCAGGUAAAAGGAGGGAAAAGUUUCUGUCCCUUCCCUGCUCAGAAUUGCUCUGAGAACUUUCCUAUAUCACUUGUAAGCUAAGACUCCUUACUAAAAGUUUUUAGGCUAAGUUAGGAGAGAGCAUUCUCAGAAUGUCUGUGAAUACGGCCCCAGAUCUUUUCCCAUUUGACAAGGGAAUAAACUUUCAUCACCUUAAGUUUGUUGUAGCUGAAAAUGAUAUUAACUAGGGCUGAGCUGUAUACUCAAAGAAGAUGAGUAUGCAGUACGGAUAAUGUACAUUUUAGAAGUACAAAUAUCAUCAUCAUAUCCCUACUUGUGAUUAUGGAAAAUCCUACAUUGGGUAGCUGUGUUCAAUCUCUUACUCUUGUGAUCAACAAUGAGAUGAAGCUCAAUCCUGAGAUUUCUGUAAAUAGUUUUUUAAUGAAUAAAAAAAUAUAUAGUAUCUUCUGAUAAGCAAGCCUAUCUUCUCCAAGGCAAGCCUUAGCCAGCCCGAAUUAUAUGCCUUAUUAAUGAGGAACGUCUGAAGUCUGCUUUUAAAUGUGGAGACAGUGCCUCCACAUUGAAGAUGGCUCCACAGAAGAGGAGCCUGAUAGCUGAAGGCUUCUGGUUAGGUUCCACAAAUUUCCAGUUUAAGAUCAACCACUUCUUGAUUUAACCACGCCCAUUCUGUGUACAGAUACAGAUAAUGAUGUACCCCUAAUCCCCGAUAUUAACCUUUAUAUGAAAUUUUUUAACAGUUACAAAGUGCUUAACAAAUGGCAGAAACACUAGAUUUUUCGGAAAUAACUAAACAUUAACAUGAAGAAAAUACAAAAUUACUUAUAUAUGCAAGCUGUACUUAAUGUUUACAGGUAAAAUACAUUUUAGACAUUCGUCUUAUUCACAAAAUGACUUGCAGUGUUCUGACAGAAUAAAAUGAAAUUUCUACCCAACAAGAUCAGCAGUCAGAGCCACUGUAGAUGAAUGAGAUUAUCUGUCCUCUCAGAAUGUGGAUGAGAGUUGAAGAACUGGACUGUAUAAGACAUUUUGGUCAGUAGGUAGUUAGCCUAGCUUUGCGUAAAGACUGGAAGCAGGAAGAGGCUGCUAGUCUGGCUAUGUCAAAAGUUGUUUGCUUUUUUUGUUUGUUUGUUUUCCCAAAAAAAAUAUGUUUUGUAUUCAGCUGCCAAAGUCUACUACAGUAUUGCCAAUAAUCGCGCUUUAAGAAUGUUGGAUGGUGGAUUUUUUUAAGCUUUAAAAGGAAAUAUUCCUCCUGUUUCAAGACUUCAUGCUAAGCUAGGCUAACUGCAUCCUGAGUCGAGAUCAGUUCUGAGCUUGGUCUCAAUCUUCUUAUCUCACUCUUGAAAAGAAAGCACACAAGCACAUCUCCCAUUAUCUGGAACUAUCAAUUUAUUGUUUUGUACUGUAAUUUGAAAGCUACAAAUGUCUAAAUGUGCUAAAUGUGUCUCUAAACAACAAUUACAUCUUGCUUUUGACUGAAACAAGUCAGAUUCAAGUCACAAAUGUGAUGACUUUAGACUUGACUUUACAAAAAAAAAAACAAAAACAAACUGGCAACUUGACUUUGACAGCAAUGACUCUGACUUCACUUGGACUUGAGCCCUUUACCCUGAAAAUACUUCAUACCUUCCACCCAAGCCCAAAAAUGAAAAGGUAUAUUACAUAAAGAGUUUGUCACAAAUCAACUGAUUUUCCUUUAUGUCCUCAAUA
Epinephelus fuscoguttatus (brown-marbled grouper) is the source of this 4078-nucleotide messenger RNA. It is a transcript of the gene tedc1, whose product is annotated as tubulin epsilon and delta complex 1. NCBI's taxonomy places the organism in Eukaryota, Metazoa, Chordata, Actinopteri, Perciformes, Serranidae. Bases 126 to 1379 code for a protein of 417 amino acids. The record is from RefSeq and is a predicted model, not a curated record. The transcript has 8 exons.